GGGAUGGUGGACAGCAUCUACCGGACGCGCUCGCUGGGGGUGGCGGCCGAGGGGCUGCCGGACCAGUACGCGGACGGGCGGGCGGCGCGGGUCUGGCAGCUCUACAUCGGGGACACGCGGGGCCGCACGGCCGAGUACCGCAGCUGGCUCCUGGCGCUGCUCCGCCGCCACCGCUGCCGCGCCGUGCUCGACGUGGCCUGCGGCACCGGGGUGGACUCCAUCAUGCUGGUGGAGGACGGGUUCAGCGUGACCAGCGUUGAUGCCAGUGACAAGAUGCUCAAGUACGCCCUGAAGGAGCGAUGGAACCGGCGGAAAGAAGAGGCAUUUGACAAGUGGGUCAUUGAGGAGGCCAACUGGCUCACUCUGGACAAGGACCUGCAGAAGCCGGGAGACGGGUUUGAUGCUGUCAUCUGCCUGGGAAACUCCUUUGCGCAUCUGCCUGAUUUCAAAGGUGAUCAGAGCGACCAUAAACUGGCCCUUAAGAACAUUGCGAGCAUGGUGCGACCGGGUGGUCUCAUGGUCAUCGACCAUCGCAACUACGACUACAUCCUGGCCACGGGCUGCGCCCCACCUGGCAAGAACAUCUACUACAAGAGUGACCUGACAAAGGACAUCACCACAUCCGUGCUGCUAGUGAACAACAAAGCUCACAUGGUGACCCUGGACUACACCCUGCAGGUCCCAGCACAGGAGCCAGAGGAAGCCCCGGAACUGAGCAAAUUUCGUCUCUCCUACUACCCUCACCGCCUGGAGGCCUUCACGGAGCUGCUGAAGAACGCCUUCCAGGGUCAGUGCCAGCACAGCGUCCUGGGCGACUUCCAGCCUUACCAGCCCGGCCAGGCCUACACCCCCUGCUACUUCAUCCAUGUGGUGAAAAAGACAGGCUGAAGCGCUGCCAGGGGCUCCCUGGCGUUGCUGGUUGGACUGCGCCCCUGGCCGCGUGGAUGGAACGCUUCUCCAUCUUCCUGUCUGAAUGGC
This is a messenger RNA of Gopherus flavomarginatus (Mexican gopher tortoise), 978 nucleotides long. RefSeq names its product glycine N-methyltransferase (gene GNMT). Bases 4 to 888 code for a protein of 294 amino acids. The transcript has 6 exons. Gene Ontology annotation, cellular component: cytosol. Gene Ontology annotation, biological process: protein homotetramerization; one-carbon metabolic process; regulation of gluconeogenesis. Lineage: Eukaryota; Metazoa; Chordata; Testudines; Testudinidae. Gene Ontology annotation, molecular function: glycine binding; identical protein binding; S-adenosyl-L-methionine binding. The record is from RefSeq and is a predicted model, not a curated record.